AAAGUUAUCAGUGCGUUCCACUGGAAUGCUGCUGUAACUGCACAGCCCUCGCUUUUUCGCAUUUGAAUGUAUACGCGUUCCUUCGAUUGACCGACACAUUUGGUCCUCAUACUUGGCGCCUUCCUCAGUCUGAUUGCAGCAUUAUUUCGUUUGCGUUCAAGAACCCGUUUUCUUUUCAGCUCGUAUGAUACCUGAUUGAUCGGUUUUGGUGAGAAAAGUGCAUUUUGUAUGGUUAUUCACACAAUGGUACUGUUGUUUCUACAACUGGUCACUCUUUCCUGGCGAAUUUGAGUCCGGUCUUUCCGCCAAUGCAGAUCAAAAAAUUAAUAGAGCAACGAGACCGCUGCACAUCUGUAAGUACGAAGUCAGACUUAACACUUGAAAUCGCCUUUCACUACACUGAGGCAGGGGAUCACAGCUCUGCCCUAAAAGAAUACCAGAAGAACCUGGAUCUAUGGAGGUCGAAAGAUGAUAGGAUCCAAUGCGCAGUUGGCCAUCGUUUGAUUGCUGAUUGUUGCAUUGAGUUAGGCGAAUUCGAUCAGGCAAUCAAGCACACAAACGAGUACUUGAAAUUGUCUGUGGAAACGAACAAUAAGUUGGAGCAGCAGCGUGCCUUCGUUACCUUAGGACGCUGUUUUUUAAAUCGUGCGGAACAUUUGAAAGAUGGCGCCGAUGUUUUAAAAGCCCACAAGUCCGCCUCACAAGCCUUUCUGAAUAGUAUCAAACUUAUUGGUGAGUUGGACUCCGGGUUAAGCGCGGAGCAGUUAGGAGAGAUGAGGGCUGUCUCUCUGUUAAACUUAGGCCAAGUACUUCGAUCCAUAGGCGACCACCGCUCUUCAAAUGAACGAUUCUUGCAAUGCAUAUCUUUGGCCAGAAAAUAUCAUCUUCCGAAGUUACUAUUUCGUGCCAGUUAUCAAGUUACCGAUUUAAUCUUGUGCACCUAUCGUGAUAAAUACUGUGGACCGUGUUCCAAGUCAUCGCUUCUAGAACAAAGGAAAAGCUCUUCCCUCCGUCAUGCCUUGGAUAUCGUGGGUCUGGCUCUGCGUUCCCCAAUUUCCAAGACCUGCUCGGACAGUGAAUCCAAAGAGUUACUCAAAACUUUGAAAGAAACUUAUGCUGCCAUCCAUUUGUCUUUAGGAAAUUUCCGCAAGGCGUCAAAGGUUUAUCGACUCCUUAAGUUGCACUCACCCUCCUCUUCAAAUACUUGUCGAAUGAUGAUUAAGAAAAGUAUGCUUCUCUCCAAAGAGUUACAAUCUCUUCCUGAUCACGUUCCGGAAUCUGUUGACGAGCACUUGCUAGCAGCUCGAAAGCACGAGCACUUGGGAGAUAUAUUCUCUCAGUUGGAAUUGAAUGGGCUUGCCUUGAAUCAUUAUCAGUUUAUGCUGACGCACGCCGAAAGCGCCUACCAUCUAGGUGUCUCCACGAAUUCAACGGAUACUUCGACUCUGACAAAAUUGAUGGAUGCUGCUCUUGUCUCUGUCGCUGAAACAUUCCGUGCUCUGAACGACUAUAGCCAAUGCGUGCAAACAUACAAGCGGGAGAUCCAAUGGGUAACUUCCACCGGACUACCCACUACGGAGUUGGCCAGCAGCUGGUUUAGCAUGGCACAGGCGCAACGCCUCUGCUUUCCCUCUGGCGGCUCAUCGAUCGCCCCGUCGUCUUCACUAACGGGAUCUGAUGCUGUAUUGGAAAUGCUCAAGCAUGCUUUACAAGCCUCAAAGCAGUCGGAUACUCCUCGCUUGACGCUGGAAAUUCUGACCGAAUUGGAGGAUUACUAUAUCUGCCAUGAUCAACCAGAGGAGGCUGCUUUCGUUCGUAGGGAAAUCGCCGAAUAUAAGCAAUCAAGACGCCCCCACCCAGAAGAGGAGACCGAAGGAGAAGACGAAGAAGAAGAAGAUCAAAGUGCGGGGAAGGACACGGUUGAUGAAUCUGACCCGGACGAAGAUGUAGUCACUCAAUACAUUGAUUCUCUUUCAUCGGAUUCCGAAAUAGAUCGCUGUAUUGGUCAUGCCGAAUCGAUAGAUGAAUUUCGGAGUGGAAAACGCGGAGAUCGUAAAGGAAAGGCCUUGUGUUUAAAGACGAAUAUGAAAGGAGAAACCCCUCUUCAUGUGGCGUCUAUCAACGGGGAUUUGGAUCAUGUGGUCAAGUUGAUCGAGAUACUAGGCCAUCCUGUUAACGUGGCUGACGGUGCGGGUUGGUUGCCCAUUCAUGAAGCCGCUUUUCACGAUCGCACUGAGGUUGCGAUCUACCUGCUUGACCGAGGUGCGCGUCUGGAUGACACUGGCUGUCCGUCUGAUGUGUCUACUCCUCUCUUCGAAGCUAUCCACAACGGCUCACUGGCAACUGCGCUUGUGUUGGUGAAACGUGGUGCAAAUUUAUGGCACAGAAACAAACAGGGAGAAUGCCUACCGGAGUUAUUGGAUAUGUGGCAACCCAAACGACGUUCCGCCAUGAGUUUCAAUGAUCAGCGUUUGUUAUUUGAUGAACUAUUAACCGCUAUCCGUAGUCGUCUCGGAGCCAAUCAACAUCCGGUACCAGAUAAAGUCAACCUCAUUACAUCAUCGCGUUUCUUCAAGUCCCUCCUGGAGAGUACACGCAAUUCGCAAGUCGUCGAUUUGCAACACUUAGCUCUGGGUGAGGACGAUUGCGGUAUUGUUUUGGACCAAUUAUUUCUGCACGGUGUUCGCACUGUGUCACGGCUUAAUUUACAAGGGAACGGUAUCACGCUUAGCACGCCCGAAUGCCGAUCAUCCCUGAUUAGCGCUAUUACCCGCAUGGCCACACGUCUGACUGCCUUAGAUCUGAGCUCGAAUGCUAUCACAAUGCGAGGGCUGCUUCAGUUCUUGAAUGAACUCACCAGCGAUCUGAAUCCCGGUGAAAUUCUCUCCCCUUCGUCCCCACUUCCACGGCUCCAAAUUCUUUCAUUGGCGCACAAUCCGUUCAUCGGCGCUGGGGGUAUGAAAUCGGACACUGAGGAACUUGUGGAGGAUGUUGCUUUUAUUUCCUUGAUUGGCCGUUUGAUCACCUAUUUCCCGAAAUUGUCACAUCUGAAUUUAACCGGUUGUUGGUUGGGGUUAUCGCCUGCCCCACGCACCAGCUCAGUCUUGACUUCUGCUUGUUCCGUUUCGCACUUAUCGGAGCUGAAUCUCGACUGGAACCCGCAUCUUUCCACCGAGGACAUCUCAACUCUUCUGGAGUCUAGCGCUCUGGCUGGACUACGUUCACUCACCUUGAGGGGCUGUUCUAUGCCAGAGACAGAACAUGGGUAUCCCACAACGCUACCUUUGAGCCCCACGCAAGUGGCUAGUUUCCGUUGGACCACUCCUUUGCCGAAACGAUCUGCCCCCACCUUCCCGCGGUCUGUCCCAUCUCGCGGUGACCGGCUACUGAAUGCGUUGUCCACUCUCAUGUCCAAAGGCCACUUCCACCUACAGACACUCGAUUUGGGCAACUGUCAGCUCAGUCAUCAUUGUUUGGACGGCCUACGAUGCUUGUUUGGAACUCUUGGGACGUCGCUAACUACGGUGCAGUUGGAUCGAAAUCCAGGAUUGGCAGAAUGUGAUCCCGUUGCGAGCAACGUUUGGUGUGAAGUGCUUCGAGCUACCGCCCUCUCGGCCUCUGCCUUAGUCUCGCUUUCAAUCGACUUACCUGCGGUGAGACUACAUCGUCGCUGAUUUCCGUCUGUUUUUCGCCGAGGUAGCCAAAUGUACUUGUUUUCCCCGGGAUCGAUAGUUCCUGUUCACUGAUUUUGACCCUGUGACUUGAACUUGGGUGACGCAUACCUGACAAACUCCAUUGUUGAGGUCCUCAUUAAUUGGUAUUUUCACUUGUCUUCUUUUGAUUCUG
This is a messenger RNA of Dicrocoelium dendriticum, 3846 nucleotides long. The record is from the annotation of a GenBank genome assembly. Lineage: Eukaryota; Metazoa; Platyhelminthes; Trematoda; Plagiorchiida; Dicrocoeliidae.